AUGAAGAUAUUGUGCCUUCCUGGCGCCUAUGGCAGCUCUGAUAAGUUUCAGGUGCAGUUGGCACCUCUCGUCAAGGAACUAACCGAAGACGGAACGGCAACGUUCCACUUCAUCCACGGGCCGUGCAAAGCUGUUCCCCCAGAGGGAUUCGAAGAUUACUUUGGAAACCCGCCGUACUUCCGUUUUAUCGAGCCAGACAAGGACGUGGAGCAGACGGAUGAAGAUGACAUCUUGAUGAGGAUCCGGGAUUUCCCCGACUGCGAGACGCCUGAGGACACUAUGCGCGAGCUGACGCGGGACGGUAUCGCGACGACACACCGCAGCACCGACAACGCGAUGAAGUACCUGCUCAAGAUUAUGCACGAGCAGGGCCCAUUUGACGCCAUCAUCGGGUACUCGGAAGGCGCAACAGUGGCUGCCACACUCCUGCUUCAUGAGCAGCGAAGGUUCAAGAAGAAGAAUAUUCCACCAAUGUUCAAGUACGCCAUCUUCUUUGCGGGGUGGCCUCCAAUGGACCCGGACCGCCACAGCAUGAUUCUAAGCGACGAGUCGGACGCCAUGAUCGAUAUCCCAACUUGCCACAUCAAAGAACGGGUUCACUCUAAUAUUCUGCAGCGCGUACGGCAAAUCCGGGAUACUGCUGAUGAUGCCAUCGCUUCCCAUGAGAUAAGGCUACCCGAAAACGCCCGCGGUAAUCCACUGCAGCCCGCCUUGAUUGCGAGGGCACGAUACAUAGGUGGGGGGUUCAGAUUGAGUCUGGCCGCACCCGUGAGGUUGACGUACCUGCAGACAAGGAGGGUUACGGGCGCGGCAGAGAACCCCUGA
Messenger RNA from Chaetomium globosum CBS 148.51, 825 nucleotides. RefSeq lists its product as uncharacterized. The record is from RefSeq and is a predicted model, not a curated record. The coding region runs from base 1 to 825 and encodes 274 amino acids. Gene Ontology annotation, cellular component: nucleus; cytoplasm. The transcript has 4 exons. NCBI's taxonomy places the organism in Eukaryota, Fungi, Ascomycota, Sordariomycetes, Sordariales, Chaetomiaceae.